Cimex lectularius (bed bug) is the source of this 1074-nucleotide messenger RNA. Its product is annotated as sesquipedalian-1-like. Gene Ontology annotation, biological process: receptor recycling; retrograde transport, endosome to Golgi; endosome organization. The transcript has 5 exons. Gene Ontology annotation, cellular component: early endosome; trans-Golgi network; recycling endosome. NCBI's taxonomy places the organism in Eukaryota, Metazoa, Arthropoda, Insecta, Hemiptera, Cimicidae. Bases 211 to 888 code for a protein of 225 amino acids. The record is from RefSeq and is a predicted model, not a curated record.
GAUCCGCUAUUCCAUAUCUAUUUGAUAGCGUUGACAGUUGGUUAUUUUUAUGUUUUAACACGUUACUAGUAAAUUAAUAUUCCAGUUAUAUUUUUGAUAAACUAUGUAAGUCAACUGUGAUGAUUAAAUGCUGACGUGCACCUUUUUUCAGAGAUGCCAGGAAGUUUUAUUCUAUGACAAAUCCAGGCCUGAAAUUGUAAACUUUAAGUGAUGAAGAUCAAUGAGAAGAAUCUGGCGGCUUUUGCCACUUCCCCGACCUGCAUCGACAAAGAAGGCUGGCUGGUGAAAAAGGGCGAGGUAAACAAAGGCUUUCAAAAGAGGUGGUUCAUCCUAAAAGGAAAUUUGCUCUUCUACUUUGAGAAAAAGACUGACAAGGAGCCGACUGGGGUUGUAAUCCUAGAAGGAUGUACUAUAGAAUUGGCUGAGGGUGAGGGUCAAUUUGGGUUUAAAAUUGUAUUCCACGGUCAAGGAAACAGGACUUACGUUUUAGAUGCCGACUCACAAGAGUCGAUGGAACAAUGGAUGAAAUCUUUAGCGUGUGCAAGUAUCGACUAUAUGAAAGUGAUGGUCACCGAACUUGAACGACAGCUCGAAGAGAUGGAAGUCAAUGUACCUUUUUCAAAAGGCGAGAUGGGCCAACCCGUACCGCCUCCGAGAACAAGGCAUAAUCCUUUUAACAGAGCGAGCCCGUCUAGUUCUCAUGCACGGUCACACAGCAUCAGGUCAGCUCCGGGGAGAACAGAUCUCGACAGUCAUAGGCAAAAAAAUUCUUCUUCCAGUGUGUCUUUUAGAGAUGUGCAUACAAGUUUUGGCAGAAAGAUUCUUCAGGAUCUGAACGAGUGGAAACAUAAGCAACGCCAACUCCAACAGCCUUUGAUUCAGUUGUGAAACAAAUGAAUUUAAAAUGUGUACCUCCUUAAUCUUAUUGUUGUAUUUACUUAAUACACACUUUCCCUUCCCUAUUUACAGUUGUACUCAUGUUUUAAUAUGUUAAUUGUAAAUUUUAAGUUUUUGAUUUUUAAUUCAUAUUUUGUAUGUGUAUCCAUUUAAUAAAACUAUUCAAUAUUAAUAUAA